This is a messenger RNA of Nicotiana tabacum (common tobacco), 1706 nucleotides long. Its product is annotated as peptide chain release factor PrfB1, chloroplastic. Gene Ontology annotation, cellular component: cytoplasm. Gene Ontology annotation, biological process: translational termination. Lineage: Eukaryota; Viridiplantae; Streptophyta; Magnoliopsida; Solanales; Solanaceae. The record is from RefSeq and is a predicted model, not a curated record. Gene Ontology annotation, molecular function: translation release factor activity, codon specific.
CCAAGUUCUACAAGAAUUGGAGACUUCUUAUCCUUUUGCUACGCAAACAGACACAGCUUAGCCAUGGAGGGUAUGGUUCAAAGUUCAGUGCCUCAAUAUUCGAAGCCAUUCCACAGCUUAACCAGAAGAAACCCAACAGUGGUAACAUCAGUUCGAAUUACAGCAAUACAUAGCGGGAGAAGACUGAGAAUUCCACAACAGACUCACUUAUUUCUGCCUUCCAUUUCCUCUCCAAAGGUCGAAGGUGGAACAGUUUCUUUUGCAACGCCUGAGGUGGGAGUUAGCAAUACUGAAACGCGUGAAUGGGCCAUGCAAGAUUUCUAUACUUUAAGGAAGGAUGUAGAGACCGCCUUAGAGCGCGUUGAAGAGAUUAGAGCUGCUGCUGGUCUGAAGCAACUUCAACAUGAUCUUGCAGCUUUAGAAGCAGCAGCAGCUGAUAGCUCUCUCUGGGAUAAUCGAGCUAAAGCUCAGGAAACACUUCAAGCUUUAACUGAUUGCAAAGACAAAUUAAAGCUUCUCCAUGACUUCAAGACACAGGCUGAUGAUGCAGAAACAAUUAUUAAGCUCACUGAGGAGAUGGAUUCUAUUGACUCAGGGCUUCUUCAGGAGGCUGCUGGUAUCAUAAAGGAAUUGAACAAGGCACUGGAUCGUUAUGAGUUGACUCAACUUCUUUCAGGCCCGUAUGACAAAGAAGCAGCUGUGGUUACUAUCACAGCUGGUGCAGGGGGCACUGAUGCACAGGAUUGGGCUGACAUGCUUCUCAGGAUGUAUGUGAGAUGGGGAGAAAAGCAGCGGUAUAAGACAAAAGUUGUUGAGAAGUCUAUGGGAGAAGAAGCUGGGAUCAAGUCAGCCACUAUUGAAAUUGAAGGACGGUAUGCAUAUGGUUACUUGUCAGGGGAGAAAGGAACUCACAGAAUUGUUCGACAGUCUCCUUUCAACUCUAAAGGCCUUCGUCAGACAAGCUUCUCAGGCAUUGAGAUUAUGCCUCUUCUUCCUGAAGACUCAUUGGAUGUUGAAAUUCCUGAAGAAGACUUGGAUAUCAGCUUUACAAGAGCAGGUGGAAAAGGAGGUCAAAAUGUUAACAAGGUUGAGACUGCAGUUCGCAUCACUCAUAUUCCCACUGGCGUAGCUGUUCGCUGUACAGAGGAGAGGUCACAGCUAGCAAAUAAGAUCAAAGCGUUAAGCCGAUUGAAGGCUAAACUGUUGGUGAUUGCUGAGGAGCAAAGGGCAUCUGAAAUAAAGCAAAUAAGAGGAGAUGCAGUGAAGGCUGAAUGGGGCCAGCAAAUAAGAAACUAUGUCUUUCAUCCUUACAAGCUAGUGAAAGAUGUAAGGACUGGUUAUGAAACUUCUGACAUCACUUCUGUCAUGGAUGGCGACUUAGAUCCUUUUAUUAAGUCCUACCUUAAGCACAAGUACAGUUUGGCAGCAAACACUAGUGUAGUCAAUUGAUUUUUAUUGUACUCUUAAUACAAUAUGUAAAAGAAAAGUUGGAAAGAAAAUUCUGUAAAUUUAACUAGCUAGGCUCUCCCGGGUAGGGGUAAGGCUGCGUACAUCUUGCCUUUCCCAGACCCCACUUGUGGGAAUACUGGGUUUGUUGUUGUUGUAACUAGCUAGGCUCCAAAUGCUACAUGAUCUUUUUUUUUCUUUUUCCUAUUUUGGUUUCAAAAGAAGAUCCUUUAUGGUAUAUUAUAGCUUAUAUUGGUGUA